Leishmania major strain Friedlin is the source of this 4698-nucleotide messenger RNA. RefSeq lists its product as hypothetical. NCBI's taxonomy places the organism in Eukaryota, Euglenozoa, Kinetoplastea, Trypanosomatida, Trypanosomatidae. The transcript has a single exon. The record is from RefSeq and is a predicted model, not a curated record. Bases 1 to 4698 code for a protein of 1565 amino acids.
AUGCUGAAUGCUCAGUCGUCGCGUCUGCGCCGGCACACCUCUUCAACGAUGCUGACUCCCGAACAGAUGCAUGCGCUGGUGAAAAGUCCGCCCCCCCUCCUCUCCGGCCCGUCCACGCGACCCGCAGCAGAGACGGUUGCUGCUGCGGCGAUGGUAGUAAGCAGCCAACCCAAGGCUCGCACUACUACCGAUGCCAACAACAUUGCGGCACCUCACGAAGGUCGCACAAAAUGUGAGCCGACGGAUCGCUCGACGGCGGCCACGGUAACGCAUACCGCGUCCACCUCCGCGCGGAGUACGGACCCUUCGAUGCUGACAGUGCGCAACGGCGCCCUCUACGCACGCAGGCCCAACGACAGCUGCUUCAACGACGACUGGUUCAGGCAGUUUCACAUCAAAGCCGACUCUGCGGCACAGCCGCGGCUCGACGACAGCGAGGAAGCGCUGCUCACCGCACUGGAGAAGGAGACGGCAGUGCGCGAAGCCCGGCUGGAGCGCCGCAGCAGGGAUAUUCGCAAGAAGUUGGCGGAGCCGUCGCGGGACCCGGCUGGCCACAUCUAUCCCCCGCCGCCCCCGGUCACGCAGGCCACCUCUGAAACAGAGAUUCACGAGCGUGCGAUGGCGGCCGAAGAGUUUGCAAAGACCCUAUUGCAGCGUCGCCGGCACGGCGAGGAGCGUGAUCGACGACAGCGGCAGAGGGAGCGGCAUGGCACUUCGCGCUCUCCCCUGAUGCGCCUUGGGACGGUCUCCGACAACAACACCGUCUUCUCCGACACGACCUUCUUGAACACGCAAUGCAGGGACGGUGUGGACGUCAACGACGCGGAGGCGGUCGAGGGCCAUACCAUGUCGCACGCCAGCAGCAGCGGCCGGCUUCUCACGCGGGGCUCCUGCGAGGCCGAGGAGCCCCACGAGGCGAGCGAGAUGUCCAUGGCGAGUCUGGCGCUGGGCCGCAUGUCCCUGCGCUCAUGCAGCGUGAACAAGGUGACGGACAGCGCGCUGGCGAUUAUGGAGAUGCUCGCGAAUCGGCCCGAUGUCGUGCUUCCGUCCCCGGCUGAGACGGCGGUUGUGCGUCGCGGUGACGUGCUGUCCGCAAAGCACAUCCUCAAGCGCGACUUGGAGGAGGCGCUGCGAUCGCGGCAGGGGUCGACCGGCAUGAUCGCUGGAGCGCCGUUCUUCCGCAUCGUGCCAAAGCUGAACAUCGCAGGUGUCGCCCAGGCAAACGCCAGCGCGGUGCGCACGAUUGUGAAUGAGCUGCGCCGCGCGCACGUUGAGGGCCCCAUCGUCUGGGUGAACCUGCGAGAGGAGCCGCUUGUGUACAUCAACGACACCUCCUACAUCGUCCGCGAGCGCGCCGAUCCGCUGACGCCCAUUAUCAUCCCCAACGUGACGGGACUAAGCAUCGAGUGCAUCGAGCGCAAACUCAAGCAGGAGGUGCUGCAGGAGGCGUACGAGAAUGGUGGCAACGUCAGCGUGCACCUUGAGUGCUGUGGCGGCAACAUGGAAGACCAAUGGGUGUGCGCCAGCCGCAGCGAGGUGCUGACGCUGGCUGAGGUUUUCCAUCGCGUGGAGAAGGAGACGGACCACCAAGUCAUGUACUUCCGCCGACCCAUCACGCAGAAUAUUGGGCCUCAGCCCGAAGAUUUCGACUUUGUGCUGGAUGCGUGCCUCGAGGAGCCGAAGGCAGUGUUCGUCUUCAGUUGCCAGUCCGGUCGCGGCCGCACGAGCUCGAUGAUGCAGAUAGCCAACAUCGUCCGCUUUUAUCAACUUUGCGUGAAGGAUGUGACGGCCGAUAUGCGUGUGCUGCGCGAGAAGGUGAACGGGCCGUCGUACCGCACCAUUCAGAAGCUGGUGUCGCUCUUUCCCGACGGCAAACUGCACGAGCGUCGCCUCAUGAUCCUGAUGGAGCUUGCCGACAAGGUGUACUCCAUGGCGGACCACAUCAACGAGGCUUUCUCUGGCAUGAACGACGCCCCGGAGGUGGCGAAGAUGCGGCUGCAGGUGUACGCGCUCUUUCUGGUCUUCUCCUACUACUGUGAGCAGCGACUGUGGAACUACUCGACGCGCUUGUCGUUUACGCAGUGGCUGAACGAGAACUCCGAGAUGAAGCUUCUCAUCGGCAGCGUGCGCGAGAAGCUUGAUGACCAGCUCAAGCUGGAGCGGGUGUUCUCCCUGUCCUCGGGCGGCCCCGAGGCCGACGCGCUGCGUGCCAUCCGCCACCGCCGCGGUAACGUGCUGAGCACCGGCCGCAUCCUGCUCAGCCUCCCAAUGAGCAACCAUUCACGCCACGAGAUUAUGGCGCUGCGCCAGCUCGCGCCAGGGGUGCCGGUGCUGACAUGCGGCCGUGUCGGUGAGGUGGCGCGCGACCAGCUUGUGUGCGACAUCCGUGACACGUUCCCGCACGUGCGCUCCAUCCAUUGGAUCAGCCUGCGCGCCGAGCCGAUGGUGCUGAUCAACGAGGUGCCCUACACGCUCUCCGACUACGAUGCCGCACACGGCUCGGCCGAGCAUGGUGCGACGAUGCACGUGUCUGUGCAGGCGAUGGAGCAGAUCGAGGAUCGUCUGCGGCGUGACGUGCUGCUGGAGGCGCAGGACAACGGCGGCUUCAUCAUCCUGCACCGUUUGACGACGGCGGGCGAGCGGGAGGUGCUGCGCGUCAAGGUCGUCUCGGCGCGCACCCCACGCAGCACGAUGGAGGAGUUUGUGGAGGCAACGGGCGUGUGCUACUCCCGCAUUCCGAUGCCUUUCUCCGGGGAGCUGCUGGCGAGUGACAUCGACCCCCUCCUUCACUACCUGGCCAAGGCGGACAUCAACCAGCACGAUGCCAUCGUCAUCAACGAUUCGGCCGGCACAACGCGCACUACUGUGGCACUGAACAUCCUGACGCUGUUCCGCGCCAGUCGACUUGAAAAUCUUCGCUCGCUGCAGACGACCGAGGAGGUGGCGACGCUGCUGCGCGUCGGGGCCACAGAUCGGCUCGUCGGCAACGCUCAGGUAGCCGCCAGGGCGGAAGUGCCUUCGGAAGAGAUCCCCGAGCACCACGUGGAGCUGCUCCUCGCCUCGACCAUCUGCCAAAUGCUGACAGCCGGUAGGCUCCUUCGCACGGUGGACGCCGUCAUCGCUCUCGGUGGCCGCGGCCGGUGCUGGAAUAUCUUGCACGCGCUGGACUUUCUCAAGAAGCGCAUUGGCGUGCUCGGCAACAACAAGUCCCAGUGCAUCGUGGAUGCCCUGCAUGGCCUGCGUUGUUACCUGCUUGUGCUGCUCUCAUGCCUGUACCUGGAUGCGCAGAAGGGGGAGGGCUUCACGAUCGGGGAGCUGCUCUUCAGCGACUGGGUCACCGCCCACGCAGAGGUAUCGAACAUUGUCGAACACCUCGAGGACCGCGGCGAGGCGGCGCUCGAGUACGUGGCGGCUGACAACCUCAUGAAGGCCGACCUUUCGCGGCGCUCUGGUAACGUGCUAACGGCCAACUUCUGUCUAAAGGCCGACCACUUUCCCGGCUGCCAGAAGAAGGGGCUGCGGCCGGCGCUGUGCGGCGCACCAAACUUCCGAAAGGUGGAUUUUCUGAACGUCUACGGUGUCGCCAUCCCGACUCUCAAGGGCAUCCACAACGUGCUCUCGCUGCUGGGCGCCUCCAGCGAGCCUCUGCAAGUAUACCCAGGGCAGAGCAACGACUCCGAGCCGUACAUCGGCUUUGCGGCGCAGCGGCUCUUCGAGCCAGCCUUCAAGCCCGAGGAGCUGCAGCACCCACUGCGCGGCUCUGUGGUGUGGGUGAACUUGCGGGAGGAGCCCAUCCUGUACGUGGGCGACCGGCCCUUCGUCUUCCGCGACUUGGCGGCCCCGUACGUGAAUGUGGUGCUGACCGGCAUCCAGACCGAAAAGGUCGAGCUGGUGGAGUACGAGCUGAAGCGUGACGUGCUCACGGAGGCGGCACAGUACGAUGGCAAGUUCCUCGUCCACGAUGAAGGAAACCCGGGCGAGCUCGUCGGCGUGUGGGAGUCGGCGAACGAGGAUACUGUGAAGACUCUGCGCGAGGUCUACGAUGAGCUGGUGGUGAAGCAGUUCCGCUGCCAAAUGCUGCGACUCCCGGUGACGGACGAGCAAAGCCCGGAGAUUCGCGACUUCGACCUUCUCGUCAAUGCCCUCCUCCCGCGUAUUGCGAAGCACCUUGACCGCCGCGAGACGCUGUCGUUCGUUUUUAACUGCCAGAUGGGCCGUGGCCGCACCACGACGGGCAUGGUGAUCUGCUGUCUCCUCAUCGGCCUCGUAAUACCGGAGUACUACGACGAGCUGCACAGCGCUUACCGCGACUCCCUCUACGCAGACACAGAGUCGCAUCUCGGCCGUGGAGAGUACUCCGUCAUUGUGCAGCUGAAGCGCGUACUGGCGCAGGGCCGCACCGCCAAGUACCAGGUCGAUCUCGUGCUUGAGGCGUGCUCGAAGAUGCAGAACUUGCGCACAGCCAUCGAAGCCUUUGCUAUCGCGGUGUCGUCGCCAGACACAAUCGAGUCGGGUCGUGCUCGCGCGCACCACGCUGGUGUGCAUUACCUGAAGCGCUACUUCAACCUCAUCGUCUUUGCCGUGUACCUGCAGGAAGAGUAUGACCGCAUAUCGAAGUGUAUGCGGCACUCCUUCAAGGACUGGAUGGCGACCCACCCGGAGAUUUUCACGCUGUUCGAUUCGUGCGUUCUCAAGUAA